UCUCCUUUUCCUCUACGUUAUAUCUUUUUUCUCUUUCGCGGAACGAAAAUGCCCAAAACGUUGCAUGGCCUUGAAAUUUUACUCUCCAUUCUCGCUCGUCCAUCGACGCCUAAGAAGUUUCACUUCAAAAACUUUUUCUUCCAACCUACGUCUUCCGAAUGUUAGUCACGCACCGACCCAUUCGACUAUGGUGGCCGCCGUUUUCAUGUAUAAUGAGGGGAAAUACUGAAAAACUGGAAUUCAUCUGGACAACUAAAACAGACACCCAUUAUGCUUAACUUUCUUGGUAUUACGGCGAAAACUAUUGCAGAAAAGGCGAAAGCUCACACGAAAAAAUUAUGUGCUGUUUAUAAAACUUCCCUACUUUCGGAAAAUAUUACAACUCAGGUUGUUUGACCUUACAGAGAAAAAAAACAAACUAAAACGAGUCUUUUUGCUGCUGUUUAGCUCAGUUUACAAUGAGACAUUGACUUUAUUCUCUACUUAGCAGACAUGCAUCUCAUCUGCCCCUACUAAGUAUUCGCGGUUUCAUAGCAUCAAAGACUUGGCUUACGUUUUUGUAGCGACUUUUUAUCUAAUUUCACGAGAAUUCAUAGCACGCAAUUCUGCACGAAGCAGCGCAAUGGAUGAUGUAUGCGGUAAAUUUAAAUAAAUGGCAGAUAUAUAAGCAAAAAUGUUUUAUAUAACGGUUUCAAACACAAAGCAGCGGCCGCCUAUGCCACAUCGAAGCGUUGGAUAAAAAGUGUACGACGAAGGAAGUUUCAUGAUUAGUAAAAUAAUAGUUACUUAGCUUUCUCGAAAUAAUUGUGUGAGUUUUUGAAAGUGCAAUUUUUGCGUGUGCUUUUUUGUGUAAAAUGUCAGUGAAAAUUAUAUACAGUGCUUUAGUACUAAUUUUUAUUUUUGUACUUUCGGUGAAUGCUGGUUGUGUUUGCCAUGAGAAAGGCGUCGAUUAUUGUGAAAAAUGCAAGGCACCGACAUUUGUGCGUCCCCAACCACGUUACGCCUAUUCAAAUCCGGCUUUCGACCUUACACCUAUUGGCGGAACUUGCUCCUGCAACAAAGUAUUCGUUGAACCGGCUGCACUGCCCAAGCCAUGUGGCAAAAAGCCACCACCGCCACCGAGAUAUCCCCCAUGCAAAUGUCGAUCAUCGCAACCGCAUAGCUACUAUUCACCGUCACCACCAACGCCUAAAUAUUCGCCAGGAGGCGACUAUUACAAACCAGCUCCGCUACCACCAGCGCCGCCGAAACCUUGCGGUUGCGCUUAUGUACCAACAGUGCCGGCUUAUCCUCUACCCGAUUUGACCUACGCAAAGCCCAAGAGCAACUCCAUACCCGCUGACCCCAUUAGCAUUAGUCUCGCCUUGCAGGCUAAUAAAGCCACAGCGGUACCCGAAGCGAAGUUAGCUUAUGGUUUCGCGAAGACGCCAAUCGACAGUUUGAAGAAGAUUACUUUCUCUAAGGUACCGGAAGAGCAUCUUUUCCAAUUGAAAAGCGAAGUGAUUACGUUGAAGAAGCCUAGUGCUGCACCAUCACCUCCCUCUGAAGAAGAAGAAGAACCUGAAGAGGAGGAAGCAGUUGAGUCACCAGAUGAAUCACCCACGCUAACGUACCACCAAUUGGGUUAUGUGCCAGAAAAGUUCAAGAAUCCGAAAUUUCGUAAAAUCUCUUCAAGUUAUAGUGCUGAUUAUUAUUCGAAUGAAGCGCAACCAAUUCCAGACAAAGUAAGGGUGGAUUGUGGUUUUAGACCUGGACGCAUUGCGGAGUACAUCAAGCGAAAAAACAAUAAGCAUCCCGCUGACAACUAUUAGUACGAUUAGGUUAUGCAUUUUAUGAAAGCACGGAACGAUUUAUAAGCCCGAAAUGUAAAAAUAUUUCGUAACCCUUAACACUUCGUUAGAAUAAGUUUGUUACCCUCCUAUUUAUUAUAAAUAAAAUAUUAGUAUAAUAAAAGGUAAUACUUUUA
Messenger RNA from Anastrepha ludens (Mexican fruit fly), 1966 nucleotides. RefSeq lists its product as uncharacterized. The record is from RefSeq and is a predicted model, not a curated record. The transcript has 4 exons. NCBI's taxonomy places the organism in Eukaryota, Metazoa, Arthropoda, Insecta, Diptera, Tephritidae. Bases 855 to 1811 code for a protein of 318 amino acids.